AUGGCUCAUUCCUGUAUAUGUGGCCCCUGUCGUGCAGGGUUUUUGCAAGUACAUCCCGAUAGUGAAAAAAAGGAAUCAACCAUGCCCGAUACACUGGUCUUGAGUGUGUUCGAUGGUGAUGAGGCAGGUUCCAAAAAGUUUCACGAAACAAUCGGCCUGAUACAAUGUAGAUAUAACGAAACUCGCACAAAAAUAGCAGGUUUACAGUGCUGGAGAGACUAUACCCUGGAGUUGAAUAGUGGGUUGGACAAGUGGGACUCCGAGGUGCAUUUUGUUUAUCCGUCCAAAAUACUACAGUAUGAAGGUCCACAGCAUCAGUCAAAACCUGAACCUGCGGCUGACAUUGCUGACUGGGAAAUCCCGCAAUGGCAGUGGUAUCUUCAGGAACUGAAUGAGAAGCUGUUCAAUAAAGAGGAUAACUUGCAUCUGUGA
Messenger RNA from Opisthorchis viverrini, 432 nucleotides. RefSeq lists its product as hypothetical. Lineage: Eukaryota; Metazoa; Platyhelminthes; Trematoda; Opisthorchiida; Opisthorchiidae. The record is from RefSeq and is a predicted model, not a curated record. The coding region runs from base 1 to 432 and encodes 143 amino acids. The transcript is spliced from 4 exons.